Talaromyces stipitatus ATCC 10500 is the source of this 4407-nucleotide messenger RNA. RefSeq names its product DNA-binding protein smubp-2, putative. Bases 1 to 4407 code for a protein of 1468 amino acids. The record is from RefSeq and is a predicted model, not a curated record. Gene Ontology annotation, biological process: regulatory ncRNA-mediated heterochromatin formation. Gene Ontology annotation, cellular component: nuclear RNA-directed RNA polymerase complex; nucleus. NCBI's taxonomy places the organism in Eukaryota, Fungi, Ascomycota, Eurotiomycetes, Eurotiales, Trichocomaceae. Gene Ontology annotation, molecular function: zinc ion binding; helicase activity. The transcript has 4 exons.
AUGUCGGCCACAAAACGCGAAGACUGGUGGAAGGUGUCAAAACGUCUGCAGACAGGGGCCUUGGUCUGUCUUAUCAUACAUAGAAACUUUGUGGUUUUCUGUACUGUCAUCACCCCUGAGGCACCUGCGUCUAAGCGACAGGAACGGCGUGACGCCAAACGGACAUACAAAGAAUCGGAUUAUCUAUGGAAGGAUUCGAAGCAAGCUUCUGUCUUUCUGCAACUGACCAGUAUGAGCGAUGGAGGCGUUGAAACGGUUCUGAAGCAUUACACCCAAAAGAAUUUUCACAUCACUCUUGUGGUAUUCCCAGGUGUGCUUCUACCGGCAUUUGAAUCGACGUUGAAAGCACUUCAUGCCGGGUCUCCACUCGAUGUCCCUCCUCCUCUUUACGCGACCGAACCCGGCUUUCAGUUCAACCUGCGCUGCUUGAUGAGUGAUAACAGUGAUUUCUUCGUUCGUGCCGGCCAUCCUACCGACUUACAAAAUCUGCGCCAGAAAUCAAGCUUGGACGACGCACAAGCUUCCGCCCUUGUGGACGCACUGCAACGAAAAAUAGGUCUGAUUCAAGGACCACCUGGAACCGGCAAAAGCUAUACAGGCAUUGCCCUCAUCAAGGUCCUUUUGGCCAACAAGGAGCAUCGAAGAAAAAGGAUAGGUUCAAUCAUCUGUUUGCUGGAGUCUUUGGUGCAGAAGAACGUCACAAAACAAAUUAUUCGCAUAAGAGGGCAGUCAAAAUCUGAAAUCCUGAAGCCUUACAAUCUCCGACACCUUGCCAAGAACUCUAGUAAAACAAAGUUGGAAAAGGCUAGCUUAUGGAGUGGUCAUAAUUCUUUGGAAGCUUGCGAGGAGGAUUUCGGUCAGCUUGGACUUCGAGGGGGUAUCUCGCUGACUCAUGUGCUGGUUCACUUGCGCAAAAACCACCCUGAACAAUACGAUCAGCUCUUCGGGAUUGAUGACGAUGGAUUCCAGCUUGCAGAUACUUAUACCCCCAUAAAGGUGCUCGAUAAAUGGCGAAUGACAGGCGCAAAAGCGUCCAACCACAAUAUUCGAAACGUGAAACAACUCGAAUCAACACCCCUAUUUCAAUUAUCACAGUCUGAGCGACAACGUCUCUACACACAUUGGCAAAGGGAGGUACAAGAAGACAUGCAAGAGAAGCUAAUCAAUAUUUGUCUGUCGCACAAUCAGACUAAAUGCGAUUUCGACAAUAUUCGGAGCGAGCAAUAUUUGCGUUGUCUCGGUCAAGCAGACGUUAUUGGCGUCACCACGACCGGUUUGGCCAGAAAUCUCAAUGUUCUCCGGAGACUACAGUCGAAAGUUGUCCUGUGCGAGGAGGCUGGAGAGGUCCUCGAAUCACAUCUCCUUACUGCUUUACUCCCAUCUGUGGAGCAUGCUAUCCUUAUUGGCGACCAUUGUCAACUUCGUCCACAGGUACAAAAUUAUGACCUCUCUCGCGAAAAUAAGAAUGGUGGAGAGAGGUACUCGUUAGACGUGUCCCUCUUCGAGCGUCUUGUUGAGAAGGACAGUGCCAUGGGCUGCAGUUUGCCUUACAGUACAUUGCAGACACAACGUCGCAUGCAUCCGUCGAUUGCCCAGCUCGUUCGUGAGACACUGUACCCACAGCUUCAGGAUGCUCCUUCGGUGUCUGAAUAUCCCGCUGUGAUAGGGAUUCGUAAGAGGCUGUUCUGGUUAGACCACGACAAGCCAGAGGGAAACCCGUCAAAUGCGGAGGGAACAGCCACAUCACGGUGGAACGACUACGAGAUUGAAAUGACUACUGCACUGGUCAAUCACCUAGUCAGUCAGGGAAAUUACAGCAGUAGUGAAAUUGCCGUCCUAACGCCUUACCUAGGCCAGUUACAGAAAUUGACACAGAAACUUUGCAGUUCAUUUGCGAUCACUCUAGGAGAUCGCGAUCAAGAUGACCUCGACAAAGCUAGCCUCCAAGAAGAUGAAGAUCAAGCCUCAAUCACCACUGCAGUAAAGGGGACACUUCUUCAAAGCCUCAGGGUAGCAACCAUCGAUAAUUUCCAAGGUGAGGAGGCGAGCGUGGUUGUGAUUUCACUGGUGCGCAGUAAUCCACAGAACAAUUGUGGUUUUUUGCGUACUUCCAACCGGAUUAAUGUUUUGCUUUCUCGAGCAAAGCAUGGCAUGUACGUCAUUGGUAAUUCGAGGACCUCUAUGCAUAUUCCCAUGUGGGCGGAUGUCAUUGAUAUUUUCAAGAGAAGUGAGAAUGUCGGAACCAGCUUGGAGUUGCAAUGCCCACGGCAUCCCGAUACUGUGAUUAGAGUAUCCGAGCCCGAUGAUUUUCCACGUGUCUCCCCAGAGGGCGGAUGUAAUCUGCGUUGCGUUAACCGUUUAUUGUGUGGCCAUGCGUGCAUUCAGAAAUGCCACUCCGAAAUCAAGCACAAUGCCGUUAAAUGCCUGGAACCUUGCCAAAAGCCACGCAAGGGUUGCUCUCAUCCCUGUCCCAAGAAAUGCGGGGAAGAAUGUCCCUCUAACUGCACAGAAACCGUCUUUCAGGCAGAUAGGCAGCUGAGUUGUGGUCAUCUGAUGCAAACGCUUCCCUGCUGGCAGAGCCAGGACCUAUCAACCGUGCAUUGUCCCACGCAGGUAGAAAAGAUAGUUCCGAAUUGUGAACACAAAGUUCGGGUUGCAUGUUACGUUAAUGUCAGUUCACCCCAGUACAAGUGUCCUGUUCAAUGCGAAAACGUAUUACCAUGCGGCCAUUCGUGCAAGAAACAAUGUUUCAAGUGUAUCACGAGGAGUGAGUCAGGUGAAGUCCAGACGGAGCAUGGUUCUUGUCAACAAAAAUGUGGCAGGAACCAAACCACAUGCGCUCAUAGAUGCGAAACCCUUUGCCACGGUGAACAGCCAUGCCCUCCAUGUCAAUCACCUUGUGAAGUUGGCUGUGGACAUUCCAAAUGUGCGCUAAAAUGUUCGGAUCCAUGCACCCCUUGUGCCGAAGGGAAAUGUCUUUCUUCUUGUCCGCAUAGUGCAUGCUCCAUGCCCUGUGCUGCCCCAUGUGAUCAUGUGCCAUGCUCGGUAAGAUGUGAGAAGUUGUUGAAAUGUGGGCAUCGGUGCCCAUCAGUUUGCGGAGAGGUUUGCCCGUCUGAAAAGUAUUGCCAAACCUGCGGCAGUGAGGAGAUAAAGAAUUACCCAGUCGACUUCAUUUGCGGAGAAACAUACAAAGAAAUCGACCUUGACGACAGCCCGUGUAUAUUCCCCAGAUGUGGACAUUUCCUCACGAUAGAAAACAUGGAUGGACAGAUGGACAUGGGCAAGUACUACGUCCUUGACGAGCGUGGAAAACCGAGUAGAAUUGCCGCCACCUGUCGUGGACCACUGAGAGACAUUGCCAGAUACGGUCGCUUAGUCCGUAGGGCUAUUUUGGACGAGUCCACCAAAAAGCUGAUUUUGUAUCUGAAUCGGGAGUACGUUCCACUUGCGCAGGAACUUCCAGAACGAAUUCAGCAGUUACAGAAUACCAAAAGCAAACGGUCCACUUCCUGGCCUGUAACUAUCAAAAUCAAGGGGAAACGAAAUACGCUGGUUUCCGACAUGCGAACUAUCAUCUCUGCAACGAACAACGGAAGGUGGAAGGACAUUAUCAAUCUGCGACAGCGUAUCCACACUUACCAGAAACGAGUCGCUCCAGAGGAGCAGCCCUAUAUCAGGGCUCACCAACUCGCCAUGAAUGCACGCCGUCGGCAGAAGGCUUUGAAAACUCCCACCGAGAUUGGAAGUGAGGUGCUGCAGACUAAAGGCUGGCUUCAAGAAAUGGCACUAAGUUUGCGUUUGGAUAUUGCCUUGCUUGCGGAUUUCCUCGAGCUGCGUCGUAGUGCCCCUAAAGCAGGAGAAAUCCAAGUCGAUAUGGAUCUGUCAAAUAUGAGAACCGACUGUCAAACGUUGAUCAAGAAUGCUUCCGACUCAAAUCGUGUUCUUCAUCAGACGGAGGGCUAUAUAUUCCUUGCUCAACUCCAUGCCUUUGAGAGAUCACAUACCGCGUCAGCUGAUACUGAAGAACAGCAUUUGAUACUAGGAACUGGGGCCAUCAAUCAAGCUAAGACACUUGUCAACAAAUAUACCGGUCAGACCCAAGGUCUCUCAGAGGAGAUUGAAGGCGCAGAGAAGAUGCUUCGUGGUAUGACUUUUUACACCAUAGUAACUAAUGAAGAGCGCAUGGCUGUUAUUGCAGCCAUGGCUCGUAAGUUUACGGGUACAGGCCAUUGGUAUUAUUAUCGUAACGGGUAUCCGUUCACGUUUGGGGAAUGUGGUGGGCCGAUACAGAGAUCAGUGUGUCCUGAAUGUGCAGAGCCAGUCGGUGGGCAACACCAUGUGGCUGCAGAAGGACUUACACGUGCGAGGGAUUUGGAGGAUUCCUUCGCACAGAUAGACUUGCAUUGA